AUGUUGAUGAAGGUUGCAGCUGGUGGGUGUGUGAGAAAGACGAGGAGGCUCAGAUCCACAACAAAGACAGGACCUCCAGGACAGCCAGGCAGCCAAACAGAUACUACACGGAGAAUAACUUCCACUGUCGAAACUGCAAUAAGACUGGACACCUAUCCAAGAACUGUCCUAAGCCAAAAAAGUUGGUACCCUGCUUCCUCUGUGGUAACCUGGGCCACCUGGGGGUUGAGUGUCCCAAUAAGUACUGCAGCAACUGCGGACAGCCUGGACACGUGUUCGACACCUGCAGCGAAAAACGAUACUGGUACAAGCAGUGCCAUCGCUGCAGCAUGAAGGGGCACUUUUUUGAUGGCUGUCCGGAGAUCUGGAGGCAGUACCAUCAUACAGUGAGUACAGUAGCUCACUUCUUUAUGGUUUGAUCUCACUCUGGCUUUGUAUUAGCCUUUAGACAGGAAAUGAA
Molecule: messenger RNA, 460 nt
Organism: Oryzias melastigma (Indian medaka)
Lineage: Eukaryota; Metazoa; Chordata; Actinopteri; Beloniformes; Adrianichthyidae
Product: zinc finger CCHC domain-containing protein 7
Molecular function (GO): nucleic acid binding; zinc ion binding
Source: RefSeq, a predicted model, not a curated record